Penicillium longicatenatum is the source of this 1584-nucleotide messenger RNA. Its product is annotated as acetyltransferase SAS4-like domain-containing protein. The record is from RefSeq and is a predicted model, not a curated record. The coding region runs from base 1 to 1584 and encodes 527 amino acids. NCBI's taxonomy places the organism in Eukaryota, Fungi, Ascomycota, Eurotiomycetes, Eurotiales, Aspergillaceae. Gene Ontology annotation, cellular component: SAS acetyltransferase complex. The transcript has a single exon. Gene Ontology annotation, molecular function: histone acetyltransferase activity.
AUGGCAAUGGCUCUGUCGGGUCUCCUCGAGUUCCCGAUCGCAAUACCCCCCUCUGCGAUCUACCACCUGCGCGAUGACCGCGAGUCUCCUGACCCAUUAGAUACCAUCUCGCCGGCUCCGACCAAUAUUUCUACCAGACCGCGGUCCAGGGCAUCUGCCCACGCGUCCGAAACUGAGACAAAGUCCCUGAAGUCUCCAUCGACCACUCGCAGCACCCGACACAGUAACCCCAACAAGACUGAGUCCGCGAACAUAGUCAAGGAAGAACAAGAAUCGGGGGCGCAGCCGACCAUAAAAAGCCCGGUCAUUGAGACUCGGUCGCAUCAGAAGCGCAGGAGUGAUCUUGACCUUCUGGAGAAUGAGCCUGUGCCCGUGACGACAGGAUCAGAGAGGCGAUCUUUGCGCUCAGCAGACUCCGGUUCUCGCAAGAGCGAACUCGCUCAAUACUUCUAUAACUAUGAACAGAUCAUCAGUCUCGAUCCAUCAAAACCUGGUAGGACUAGUUCUUCACCCCCGAGACGAUCAUUGACUGACACCUACGAAGUAGAAACACUUGCGGCCAACACAAUUGUUACAUUAAUAGAUGACCUCUCCGAACCAUUACCUUUGCCUUCAACUCCAGAUCCCAUGCCUUUUGGGAAUCCUUUACAGAAGCUCUACAAUUGUGAGGUGAUCAAACUUCCGAUUCCCGACUCACAAUCCGAGGAUGAUCCCCUCGGCGAAGAAUUAUAUUUCCGUGCGCAUCGCCGGUUUGAACGCCAGGAGAAACAAUUACGCAACAUUGAGCGAGAUCGUGCACAGCACGAAAAGCAGCAAGUAGACCGUUUACUUGAGGAACUACGCGGCCAAGAUUGGCUGCGUGUAAUGGGACUACCCGGCGUCCACGAAAGCGAGAAGAAACUCUACGAGCCAAAACGCCAGAUCCUCAUCCAAGAACUAGUCGCCCUGCUCAACAAGUUUCAAGUCUGGAAAGACGAGGAGAGGCGACGAAAGCUGGCCAAGGAAAAGCCAGCUCCGUCUGCAGAUGUGGAAGCCGAGUCUCGACGUCCACGGAAGCGAUCACGCCCAGCCGAAGAAGCCGAGGAAAGCUCUCUUUCACCUGGCAUUCCACCCAGUACUCCUGAUCCUAGUGACGUGGAUGCAUGGGCUGCACGCCAGUUACAUCAAGAAGCCCGCUCGGCUUCGGAUUCGGCGGCUAAAAGCCGGAAAUCGAUCAAGCCCAAGUCCGGGGCUGUAGAUGAGGAUGAUGGAAAACAUCCAACCGAUAAAAACUCUACUAUGAGACCAAAAGCCCAUGACCCUACCUUUUCUUCCCCACCCACUGAUCCUGUCCCUUUCUUCCUUCCUCCACCCGAUGACAAGCCCUUUACCUCUUUCUUCUCCGACCCCGAAGCACGCGAAGCUGCCCUUUCUGCAACAACAGAGGGCCGAGAGGAACGCACAAGCCCUAUUCUGGCAUUCGGUCAACCCAUUCCCAAACUAGCUGAAUGGGAAUUUCAACCACCAGAGGAACUUCUAACAGAAGAAGCUAUCCAGGCUUCACGACGACAGCGACGCUUGCUGAAACGGCGAAGCCAUGGGUGA